Messenger RNA from Ceraceosorus bombacis, 1036 nucleotides. NCBI's taxonomy places the organism in Eukaryota, Fungi, Basidiomycota, Exobasidiomycetes, Ceraceosorales, Ceraceosoraceae. The record is from the annotation of a GenBank genome assembly.
AUGGCAUCCUCUCAGCCUGUCGUCUUGGUGACCGGAGCCUCUCGCGGGCUGGGUCUAGCGAUUGCUCAGCAGCUGCUCUCUCAAGGUUCCAACGUCCUCACGCUCUCCCGCUCCCUCACACCAGAGCUGGGCUCACUGUCAGAGAAGAAGCACAAGGACGAUGCUGAGAUAUUGACGCACCAAGGAAGCGUAAAUAGCGAGAAGGACACGCAAGAGGGCGUCAAGAAAGCCUUGGAAAAGUGGCAAAGACUGGAUGGGGUGAUCCUCAAUGCUGGGGUCAUCGACUUUGCCAGGAUCUCGGAUGUGGUGAGUGCAAGUCGCUGUGCAAACCAAAUCUGCACGCGUGGCGCAUGCUUGCCCUUGUGCACCGGGAGCUCAUCGAUGCCUGUAUUUCUGCCACGCUCCAUCCCCAACGCAGACGCCCUCGUCUUUCGCAGAACAGAUUCAGACCAACCUCUCUUCCCUCGUCGUCACACUGCACUACACCUUGCCUCACCUCAGAAAGUCACCGACAGGUCAGGGAAAGGUCGUCUUUGUCUCGAGCGGUGCCUCGGUAGGAAAUACGGCUGGAUGGUCAGCUUACAAUGCCGGCAAGGCCGGUAUGAACGCCAUCGCUCGCACCUUGGCGUCUGAAGAGCCUUCCUUGGCGAUCUGGGCUGUCAGACCAGGCGUGGUCGCUACCGAGGUGAGUCUAGCGCUUCACGCAGCACGGUCACACGGACGCAUGCAUCUUGGCCUUUUAGGCAGCUCAACCAACCGAACGUCGGCCUCUUCCUCUCGUCUCUGUUGGCAGAUGCAAACUCAGAUUCGCUCAUCGGGCAAAGAAUCCAUGGACGCCGCUUCGUACGACAAGUUUUCGGGAAUGCACCGCGAUGGCACGCUCUUGCCACCAGAGCAGCCCGGUCAUGUUCUGGCUGCUUUGGCUAUCAGGGGCACCAGGGACGAUCCCAAGGGAGCAGAUGGUCAGGGCGCCGGUGCUAAGGGCGGGUACAUUGACUGGAGCAGCGAAGAGCUGAAGAGCUUCAGACUGCCGUAG